AUGUCCGAACCAGCUCAACAACCAAAAGCAGAAUCUAAGCCCAAGCCAUGUUGUGUCUGCAAGCCAGAGAAAGAGGCCCGUGAUCAAUGCUUAUUAAUAAAUGGUCAAGACUCAGGAAAAUGUGAUGACUUGAUUUCCCAAUACAAGGUCUGCAUGAAAGGAUUCGGGUUUGACACUAACUAG
Molecule: messenger RNA, 183 nt
Organism: Komagataella phaffii GS115
Lineage: Eukaryota; Fungi; Ascomycota; Pichiomycetes; Pichiales; Pichiaceae
Product: Cytochrome c oxidase assembly protein/Cu2+ chaperone
Exons: 2
Coding region: 1-183 (60 amino acids)
Biological process (GO): mitochondrial respiratory chain complex IV assembly
Cellular component (GO): mitochondrial intermembrane space
Molecular function (GO): copper chaperone activity; copper ion binding
Source: RefSeq, a predicted model, not a curated record